Molecule: messenger RNA, 888 nt
Organism: [Candida] anglica
Lineage: Eukaryota; Fungi; Ascomycota; Pichiomycetes; Serinales; Debaryomycetaceae
Source: the annotation of a GenBank genome assembly
AUGUGGAAAAGAAGUCCAAGUAAAGUAGAUAGAGAUAAUGUUAAUAAAACUGAAUUUUAUUUCCCUAGGGAUGAGUUUGAACAAGAUUUGAAGAAAUUGAGAGAAAUCUUGAUUAUGGGAAACGAAAAAAAUGAGCCAGAAAAGGAACAAGAACCAAAAGAAAGUGACAUACAAUUAAAUCAAAAAGAAAUCACUCAAGAGAAAUCUAAACUGAAUGAAUCUACAAAUUUGUGUGAAGGAUUGUCGACGACGGAUUCAAAAGAGGCACAGACAGAGCCAAAGACACACGAGCCUCUUAAAACCACUUCAAAAACUCCAUUAAAAAUUAGAGAAAAUCUUCAAUAUCUUUUAGGUAUCAAACAACAACUGCCAGAAAAAGUAAAUUGCCCAAGAACUAAGGAACAACAGAAAUUAGAAGAUGUCACACAAAGGAGUACAUUUCCAUGUAGCCGAUUAGCAUUAGAUUCACCUCUUCAAUGUGCUGCAUUCAUCACACAAUUAGAGAGCUUACAAAUCAAUAAAGAUGAAUAUUUCUUUUACUACAAAUGGGUACUUUGGAAGGAAACUACAGAAACUCUUGAAUCGGGCAAAAAAUUAUCGUUACGACCUAUCCAAAUUAUUGAAACAAAUUUAGAUUUAAAACUGGCUGCAAAAUAUUAUAAAAGGAAUCUUGACCAAGAUAAGUUAAUAUUUUUCAAAUUGGGAUUUAUUCCAAACCGAGAAGAGGGAAUGAAAGAUGGUGCAAUUAUUGGAUUUCAAACCCCAUUGGCUAUAUCCGGGGACAUGUUGAAGCAAACCUUAGUUAUAGUAAUGGGUGAUGGUUUCUAUCUUCCUAAAUCCAUCUAUCGUAAGUCUACUCUAAUCUAUACAGAACGAUCUUUUAACUAA